This is a messenger RNA of Carlito syrichta (Philippine tarsier), 1765 nucleotides long. It is a transcript of the gene ADAMDEC1, whose product is annotated as ADAM like decysin 1. The transcript has 14 exons. The record is from RefSeq and is a predicted model, not a curated record. Lineage: Eukaryota; Metazoa; Chordata; Mammalia; Primates; Tarsiidae. The coding region runs from base 253 to 1629 and encodes 458 amino acids. Gene Ontology annotation, biological process: proteolysis. Gene Ontology annotation, molecular function: metalloendopeptidase activity.
GUGAGUCCGUAAAGAGAUGUAACCACAAACGUAAGUACCUCUCAUAAAUGAGGAACAUUCUCAUGAUCUUAACACUGCAGUUGUCUGACAAUUUCCCAACACCAUUAAGAAACAUUCUCCAAUCUCACAAGAAAAGUGGGGGUUUUUAUUUUCUUUUUCAAGUUCUUUAGAGAAGCAGGGGAAGAUAAAACAGGACAGCUGAGGAGGCCACAUCUGCUGCAUGAGACUUCCUAGCUACCUGCAGUGGCCACCAUGUCUUGGGUUCUGCUUUCUGUACUCUGGCUCGUCGUUCAAACUCAAGUAACAGCCAUAAAGCAAGCACCUGAAUCAAACCUCCAUGAAGUAGUUUAUCCUAAAAAACUACACAUUUUACACAAAAGAGAGAUCAAGAACAACCAGACAGAGGAGCCUGGCAAAGAGGAAAGAUAUGAAUCUGAAGUCCAAUAUCAGUUUAUGUUAAAUGGAGAAGAAGUCAUUCUUUACCUAAAAAAAACCAAGCAUCUCCUGGGGCCGGACUACACUGAAACUUUGUACUCAACCCGAGGAGAGGAGAUCACCACAAAGCCUGAGAAUACGGAACAUUGUUACUAUGAAGGAAAUAUCCUAAACGAAAAGACUUCAGUUGCCAGCAUUAAAACCUGCGAUGGAUUGAGAGGAUACUUCACCCAUCGCGAUCAAAGAUAUAUGAUCAAACCUCUGAAAAGUACAAACCAAAAAGAACAUGCCAUCUUUACAUAUCACCAGGAAGAACUAGACCCAACUAACUACACCUGUGGUGUGAAGAAUAUUGGCAGGAAACGAGGCUUGAUUCGAGUCUCUAGGUCACUCAAAAACCCAGAGGAAGAAGACUUUCUUCAGGCACAGAAAUACAUUGAUCUCUUUUUGGUGCUGGACAAUGCCUUUUAUAAGAAUUACGAGAGGAAUCUAACCCUGAUAAGAAACUUUGUGUUUGAUGUGAUGAAUCUGCUCAAUGUGAUUUAUAAAACAAUAGAUGUUCGAGUGGCCUUGGUAGGUAUGGAAAUCUGGUCUGAUGAGGAUAAGAUCAAGGUGGAACCCAACACAGGCACAACCUUUAAAAACUUCAUGAGAUGGCAUCGUUCUAACUUGGGGAGAAAAAAGAUCCACGACCAUGCUCAGCUUCUCAGUGGGAUUGGCUUCAGCAACCGACGUGUAGGAAUGGCAGCCUCAAAUUCCCUGUGUUCUCCAUCUUCAGUUGCUGUUAUUGAGGCUACGAAAAAGAACAGUGUAUCUCUUGUAGCAGUGAUGUCACACGAGCUGGGCCAUGUCCUUGGUAUGCCUGAUGUUCCGUAUUAUACCAAGUGUCCCUCUGGUAGUUGUGUGAUGAAUCAAUAUCUAAGUUCAAAAUUCCCCAAGGAUUUCAGUACAACCUGUCGUUCACAUUUUCAAAGAUAUCUUUUAUCUCAGAAGCCAAAUUGCCUGCUGCAAGCACCUAUUCCUAAAAAUAUAAUAACAAAACCAGAGUGUGGGAACCAGCUUCUGGAAGUGGGAGAAGACUGUGAUUGUGGCUCUCCUAAGGAAUGUACCAAUCUGUGCUGUGAAGCCUUGACCUGUAAGCUGAAGCCUGGGACUGACUGUGGAGGAGAUACUUUGAACCGUACCAUACAGUGAAUCACAAAGUCUACUCUACUGAGCCGCUACCUUGCCAGGACAAGAAUCAAGAAUUCUAAUUAUGCCAGGAAUCUUGUGUAUUUGCACCUUUAUACUUAGAUGUUUGCUUUUCACUUGUCAUUCUCCUUUCUAUAUU